ACCGCGGUCGCCGCUCGGCCGCUUACGACGUCUUCGCCUUCAACCCUCUGCUGGGCAGAGUCUUUGAUUCAACCGUUUCUCCCUUAAGUCGGUCUUGAUGGCUGCAUUUAACGUUACACUUGAUGACAGCUCUCCUCUCAUAACUUACACUCCUUCUAAUGCAUGGCAUGACACUCCGGCGAAUGAUUUCGCUGCAAAGCUCUACUCGCGCUCGUCUCUGCAUACGUCGUCAAUCGCAGGUGCGGCCGCAGAGCUGACGUUCAAUGGAACUGGCCUGUGGCUCUAUGGCGGCUUCAGGCCUUCCUACGGCUCUUACGCGGUCUCUGUCGAUGGCGCACAGAUUCUACGUGCGAAUGCAACCGCACCAGACCUCGAAUUGCGAAGCCUUCUUGCCGGGGUCUCUGGACUCGACACGGGACAACAUACGGUUACGCUGACGAGUGACGGAACGGGGCCGAUCGACAUUGAUUAUGCGAUCUUCGAGACGAAUGUGGGCACAUUAGGAGCCUCCCUUACGAACAUCACAGUUGACGACACGAACAGCCAGAUGCAGUACAGUCCCUCUGCAUCGGACUGGCAGCAGGAUAGUAGCUCGAUGUUUUAUAAUGACAGUCUGCAUUACUCUCAGACUACGGGCGCGCAAGCAUCGCUCUCGUUCUCCGGCGAUGCCAUUGCUGUCUAUGGGACUGUCUCGCCGUUGCACGCCAAUUACACGGUAUGCCUGGAUGGAGUAAUCUCGCAGGAAUUCAACGCAAGCGAUGUUCGAAUUCUUCACACGCAGACAUUACUCUACUUCGCGCAGAAUCUGAGUUCAAGCGACCACAAGCUGGUCAUCACUGGUCUUGGAGCGAACGGUACAGGGCAAUACGUCGACAUCGACUUCAUUAGUAUCUACAGUGCUGCAAACGACUCGACCGCCACGGCAACCCAUGAAUCUGGUUCCUCUGUAGGUUCUGCCACGAGUGGCAGCUCGACAACCGGCGCUCCAUCCGUUGUGGGAGGGAUGACGAAUCCUUCGUUGAACAGUGCGGCCGAUAAGUGAGGUUAUCACACAUGCCCUUUUUUUUAGUGAUGCUGACAGCAAUACAGUGUCGGGGCCCGCCUUAGUGACUCGUCUCGAUUAUCGAAGGGGGCCGUCGCUGGGAUUGUCACGGGC
This is a messenger RNA of Laetiporus sulphureus 93-53, 1156 nucleotides long. RefSeq lists its product as uncharacterized. The transcript has 6 exons. Lineage: Eukaryota; Fungi; Basidiomycota; Agaricomycetes; Polyporales; Laetiporaceae. The record is from RefSeq and is a predicted model, not a curated record. The coding region runs from base 98 to 1042 and encodes 314 amino acids.